Molecule: messenger RNA, 3926 nt
Organism: Daktulosphaira vitifoliae (grape phylloxera)
Lineage: Eukaryota; Metazoa; Arthropoda; Insecta; Hemiptera; Phylloxeridae
Exons: 5
Coding region: 77-3748 (1223 amino acids)
Source: RefSeq, a predicted model, not a curated record
AUUUAACCAAUAGAUUGCCAUUAGUUAUUCAGUAUAUAAACUAGAGUAAACACAGUUAAAAAUAAGAAGAGUAAAAAUGGAGAACUGGCAAGUGAUAUAUUUUUAUAUGAUGAUUUCCUGUUUGAUACUUAACGAAGGUAUUGAAAAUAAAUAUUCGCGUGAGAAAAAUUUAUGCCAAUUUCAAAAAGGUACGACAAGAAAAGCUGCUAAAAUUGGUGAUAUAGAAACAUUAAAACUAGCUUAUGAGAGCGGUUGUGAAUGGGAUGAAUAUACGACUAUUGAAGCUGCUGAAAACGGUCAUUUAAAAUGCUUAAAAUAUGCCCACAAAAAUGGAUGUCCAUGGGAUGUAGGCACAACCGAAGCAGCUGCAAAAUAUGGUAAUUUAGAAAACUUAAUAUAUAUUCAUAAAAAUGGCUGUACAUGGGAUAAAACGACAGCAAGUACUGCUGCUACUAAUGGACAUUUUGAAUGUCUAAAAUAUGCACAUGAAAAUGGGUGCCCCUUUAAGAGAGGAAUAACUAGAGCUGCUGUUAUAGGUGGUAAUUUAGAUUGUUUAAUAUAUGUACAUAAAAAUGGGUAUCCCUGGGAUGCAGGUACAAUAUUUGCCGCUGUCAAAAUAAACAGUUUAAUAAUUUUAAAAUAUGCUCACGAAAAUGGAUGUCCAUGGGAUGUAGGGACAAUCGAAGCUGCAGCAAAAUAUGGUAAUUUAGAUUGUUUAAAAUAUGUUCAUAAAAAUGGCUGUAAAUGGGACAGAAGAACAACAAGCGCUGCUGCUGCAAAUGGGCAUUUAGAAUGUUUAAAAUAUGCAUAUGAAAAUGGCUGUAGCUGGGACAAAGACACAACUAGAGAAGCUGCUGCAAAUGGACAUUUCGAAUGUUUAAAAUAUGCACAUGACAAUGGAUGCCCAUGGGAUGUAAGCACAAUGAUAGCAGCUGCUAGUUAUGGUAAUUUAGAAAAUUUAAAAUAUAUUCAUAAAAAUGGUUGUAAAUGGGAUAAAAACACAACAAGCGCUGCUGCUGCAAAUGGGCAUUUAGAAUGUUUAAAAUAUGCAUAUGAAAAUGGCUGUAGCUGGGACAAAGACACAACUAGAGAAGCUGCUGCAAAUGGACAUUUCGAAUGUUUAAAAUAUGCACAUGACAAUGGAUGCCCAUGGGAUGUAAGCACAAUGAUAGCAGCUGCUAGUUAUGGUAAUUUAGAAAAUUUAAAAUAUAUUCAUAAAAAUGGUUGUAAAUGGGAUAAAAACACAACAAGCGCUGCUGCUGCAAAUGGGCAUUUAGAAUGUUUAAAAUAUGCAUAUGAAAAUGGCUGUAGCUGGGACAAAGACACAACUAGAGAAGCUGCUGCAAAUGGACAUUUCGAAUGUUUAAAAUAUGCACAUGAUAAUGGAUGUCCAUGGGAUGUAAGCACGACAAGUGCAGCUGCAUCAAAUGGGCAUUUAGAAUGCUUGAAAUAUUCACAUGAAAAUAGAUGUCCAUGGGAUGUAAAUACAACAACAGAAGCUGCAACAUUUGGACAUUUAGAAUGCUUAAAAUAUUCACAUGAAAAUGGCUGUACAUGGAAUGAACAAACAACAAGUAAUGCUGCUUUGAAUGGACAUUAUGAAUGUUUAAAAUAUGCACAUGAAAAUGGGUGCCACUGGAAUGAAAGCAUAAGUAGAUUUGCUGCUCUAGGAGGUAAUUUAGAUUGCUUAAAAUAUGCACAUGAAAAUGGAUGUCCAUGGGAAGUAAGUACACUAUUCGCCGCUGUCAAAAGAAAUAAUUUGAUAAUUUUGAAAUACGCUUACGAAAAUGGAUGUCAAUGGGAUAAUGGUAUAACUUUUGAGGCUACAGAAAGAGGUAAUUUAGAAAUUUUAAAAUAUGCACGUGAAAAUGGAUGUUCAUUAGAUGAUAAAUUAUCUUCUGUGGCUAUAAAUAAGGGCUAUUUUGAUAUUUUAAAAUAUUUACAUGAGAAUGGAUUUUCGUGGCAUGAAAGAACAACAAAAGUAGCUGCAAGUUAUGGUAAUUUAGAAUUUUUAAAAUAUGCUCAUAAAAACGGCUGCGAAUGGUAUAAGGGCACAACUAGAGCAGCUGCAGAAAGUGGUUGUUUAGACUGUUUAAUAUAUGCACAUGAAAAUGGAUGUGAUUGGGAUGAAGGUACAAUAGUUGCAUCAGUCAUGUAUGGUAAUUUAGAUUGCUUAAUAUAUGCUCACGAAAAUGGAUGUAAAUGGGAUGAUGGCACAACAAGAGCAGCAUCAUUAAGAGGUUAUUUAAAUUGUUUAAAAUAUGCUCAUGAAAAUGGAUGUGACUGGGAUAUAGGAACAACUAAAGUUGCUGCUGCAGGUGGUCAUUUAAACUGUUUAUCAUAUGCACAUGAAAAUGGAUGUCAAUGGGACAAUAGUGUAACUAGAGUUGCUGCUGAGAAUGGCCAUUUAGAAUGCUUAAAGUACGCACAUAUAAAUAAAUGCGAGUGGGAUAACACAAUAACAGUAAUAGCAGCAUCGAAUGGAGAUUUAGAAAUUUUAAAAUAUGCUCAUGAAAAUGGAUGUCCAUGGGAUGAAAAUAUAAUAAGGGCAUCUGCAGCUAACGGUCAUCUAAAAUGUUUAGUAUAUGCACACGAAAAUGGAUUGCCAUGGAUGGAUGGUAUAACUAUAACGGCUACUAAGAGAGGUAAUUUAGAAAUAUUAAAAUAUGCACACGAGAAUGGAUGUCCAUGGGAUAAUGGUAUAACUAUUGCGGCUACUGAAAAAGGUAAUUUAGAAAUAUUAAAAUAUGCACAUGAGAAUGGAUGUCCAUGGGAUAACGGUAUAACUAUUGCGGCUACUGAAAAAGGUAAUUUGGAAAUAUUAAAAUAUGCACACGAGAAUGGAUGUCCAUGGGAUAACGGUAUAACUAUUGCGGCUACUGAAAAAGGUAAUUUAGAAAUUUUAAAAUAUGCACAUGAAAAUGGUUGUCCAUUUGAUGACGGUAUACUUAGUGCUGCUAUAAAAAGAAGUAGCCUAGACAUUUUAAAAUAUCUUCAUGAAAAUGGAUGUCCAUGGGAUGAAAAAACAACAAGUGUCACUGCCACUUAUGGUAAUUUAGAAUUCUUAAUGUAUGCUCAUGAAACCGGAUGUAAAUGGGCCAUUGGAACAACUAAAGCUGCUGCUUUUACAAGGAAUUUUGAUUGUUUAAAAUAUGCACAUGAAUAUGGAUGUUCAUGGGAUUAUGACACAACUAGAGCUUCAGCAGCUAGUGGUUGUUUAGACUGUUUAAAGUAUGCUCAUGAAAAGGAUUGUCCAUGGGAUGAAAGAACAUUAGUUACAGCUGCCGUGCAUGGUAAUUUAGACUGUUUAAAAUAUGCUUAUGAACAUGGAUAUAAAUGGAUUGAAGGUACAAUGAGAGGGGCUGCUGCGAAUCGAAAUGUAGGAUGCCUCAAAUAUGCUUAUGAAAAUGGUUGUGAAUGGGACGAAGGCACAACAAGAGAAGCUGCUGCGAGUGGUUGCAUUAGUUGUCUGAAAUUUGCUCAUGAAAAUGGAUGUAAUUGGGAUGAAGGAACAAUCGCUACCGCUGCCAUGCGUGGUAAUUUAAAUUGCUUAAUGUAUGCCCACGAAAAUGGUUGUAAAUGGGAUGAAGGCACUACAAGACUUGCUGCUGCAAAUCGUCAGUUUCAUUGUUUAAAGUACGCACAUGAGCAUAAUUGUCCAUGGAGUAGAAAUACUAUUUAUGAAGCUGUUAGAAGAGGUUUUUUUGAUAUAAUUAACUAUGCUUACGAAAAUGGAUGUCCUAAUUAGUUUUAAAAUAUAAUUAUUUUUAUAAAAUAUUGUUUAUUUUUAACAGUCAAUUACAUUAUAUUUUAAAUAAACCGUCUUAAGCUAAACAUUAUCAAUAAAUUUGAUAUUUUUUUAAUUAAAAUCAAAAUUCUCAAUAAAAAUACCUGUAUUUUUUAAACAUGUAUUCCGUAGUAUAAAA